Hyalella azteca is the source of this 1906-nucleotide messenger RNA. RefSeq lists its product as uncharacterized. The record is from RefSeq and is a predicted model, not a curated record. NCBI's taxonomy places the organism in Eukaryota, Metazoa, Arthropoda, Malacostraca, Amphipoda, Hyalellidae. The transcript has 3 exons. The coding region runs from base 108 to 1469 and encodes 453 amino acids.
AUAAUAUCAGAGACUGUUAAGAGAUAAAGUUUUCAGGGUAAUAAGUAACUCUUUGUUCAAGAGAGCUUAUAUAAUUUUAAUAAUCACAUCGGUAGCUCGUGCGUAAAAUGAGCAGCACGUUAGGUGAAACGGGCUUAGAAGGCUCAACGACAGAAAAUGCACCACUCAACAUGAGUUCUGUGUCAAGUGGUGCCUCUGAUAUACCAGCCACUCAAAACAUGAACCUCACUACAGUCGCUCCACCCAAGCUAAGCAGGCCUUUGGUCGGUUCUGAUCCAAACGAAGCUGUGAGUAUAAUGUCGCCUGAUAUGCUGAAGCCCAUGGCAACGUCUGCACCAGACAAUGCAUCAAGUCUAAUUACAUCAAAUUCCUCAGAGCCUUUGAUCACUAUUGAUGUAAUAACUAGUCCACCAUCCAAUUCUUCCCACAUGACAGACGUAGACUUUUUUGAAAACACUCGCACCGAAAUUCCAUUCUACGACACUGACAUCACAUCCCUUGAUGUUUCCAACGACACUACAGAAGCCCCGAUAUUCGAUACAGACUUCGGAGAAAAAUCAAACGACACCUUCAAUCCUUUCCUGGCCGACGAUUAUGACUACUAUUAUUUUAAUCCUGACGUCGAAAGAGAGCCCUACGAUUAUACUCAAGUGGACCAAGAUAAAAAACGUGAGGAAGUUUUGGCGUUGUGGAAGAAUGUUGAUAUUCCUCCUGCAAUAAACUAUGCAGACUUUACGCCCAGGGAUUUAGACCCGUACUUCUUAGUGCUGCCUCCAGUGCUGUGCUUAGCCUUCUUGUUGCUGGUGUUUGUGCCUUGUUUCCUCUUGAAGCUCAGAGACGACAUCAGGGAAAUCUCCGGGAAGCCAAGGAAAUGGGGUAGCCAACGAUACCGCAAGCAGAAGAACAUCACCCAUGAGAGCUUCCAGAUCAUUGACCCAGAGUGGCAGAUGGUGGCUGGAGGCAAGGAUAUAACAGCCAAUCCUUUGGGAGACGUGCAGUACGUGAUGCCUGCAGGAGCAAGCGGUGGUCGAAAGAACACUUACGACAAACCCAACGCUACGACGAUAGCAACGGGCCACGCCAAGGAGAACCCGGCAUACGUGGAAGAGAACGAGGUCUCCCUGGACCAGCAAUCCAGGCCGGACCCUCCAGUGGACUACAGCGAAGAAGAGGUCACCUGUGUCCUGGACAAAGAACAAGAAGAAUCCGAAGGUGGCCGUUCCCAAAAGGAUUCAGAAACAGGGCCUGUGAACAGCCCUGAUGGUGCCGAGACUCCCACUGAGGAUGGCCAGAGGGCCAUUGAUGGUAAUUUUAGCACGGCCCCCAAAGCGACCUAUCCUAAGUUUACAGGAUGGAACAAGGACUUGUAUUCCAACGGAGCAGGCUUCGGCCCCCCGGCGAGAAAAAGCAAUGGUGCUAAUGGCAAGCCUGGAGACGAUCCUGAGAACCCCACAUGGGGAAUGUAUUAGUUGUGCGAUUUUUUUAGCAUUAGCAAAAGGGAAUUAUUGAUUAGUUUAUAUGUAGAUUUCCGAUCAUGAUAACUCGCCAGAACAAAAACUGUGCAAGUUGCUUGACAACUUGCGAAACUCCGAAAACUAUUCAAUGGAAUUGAUAAUUUGCCAAUAGAUUCAAUGGAAUUGAUAAUUUUUGCCUGAGAAUAUUUCGUAAUUUUUAUCAAGAAGUCACUGAAUUACAAGCGAAUUCACUCCGAAAAUUUCAAACAAUAUAAUACAAAUAUUUGUGGAACAUCAUUUUAAUUCCUAAUUUAUGUUUGUGGGAAGAAGCAGUUUCGACAAGUAGAAACAUAGUCUUUUUACAUAGGAAGCGAGCGCAUUCAUUUCGCUCACUUUUCAUGACAAGUCAAACCAAUGUUCUAGUAGGCCUUACGUGACUUUCCUUUCUUUUA